Molecule: messenger RNA, 1464 nt
Organism: Glycine soja
Lineage: Eukaryota; Viridiplantae; Streptophyta; Magnoliopsida; Fabales; Fabaceae
Product: zinc finger protein 830-like
Exons: 9
Coding region: 301-1293 (330 amino acids)
Biological process (GO): nuclear DNA replication; mitotic DNA replication checkpoint signaling; mitotic DNA damage checkpoint signaling
Cellular component (GO): nucleus; spliceosomal complex
Molecular function (GO): nucleic acid binding; zinc ion binding
Source: RefSeq, a predicted model, not a curated record
GACACAAGUCACAACCCUCAACGCAACCAAGACCAAUUUUUACAUGAAUGAGAACUCGUAGUAUAAAUUCGAUGGGUGGCAUUAGCCCCAAUUUCUUCAUCUCUGCAUAUGAAUAAUCGUAUCGAUUUCAAUCUUUGCAGUAUCGAACAUCUCUGCACACUUCAUUCCCAAAACCCACUCGUUUCUCUGUUGUUUCUGCACUGUUUUGAGGAGGUUGAAGGGGAAAAGUGUUAUCAAUGUAAUGGGAUGCUGCCCUUUCCUUCUCAAUUAGUUUUAGUCUUGUUGUUUCUGGUGACAUAAAUGCUUAGGAACAUGGAUGCACAAGCCAAGAAAAAAGCAUUGUUUCGUGCUAAAUUGAAUGCCCAGAAGAAGGAAAAGCGCAUAGAAUCUCCCCUUGUAAGGUAUAAUGAAUUUGAUCAACCUGUUUGCCGGGUUUGUGAUGUUGUUCUAAAGUCUGAGUCUUUAUGGGAUGCACACCAAGUUUCUCGUAAGCAUCGUGAGGCAAUAAGUAGUCUGAAAGCGAAUGCAGCUGGAUUAACUCAGCAUAACAAUGCAAAGCCUGUUGCUGAUGCCAGCUUUUCCAAGGCUAAACCAGAACAUUCUUUGGACUCACAAUUCAAACCGCCAGAAGCUUCACAACUAGUUUCUAAACCUCAAUCAUCAUCGGUGCUUCCACCAGGAUUUUUUGAUGACAGCGGUUCAGGAAAAACAAAAUCUGAACAUUUAGUGGACUCUGAUUUAGGUAGAAAAGCUGGGGUUUCUGCUAAAAGUCAGGUGUCAAACUUGGAGAAGGAUAAAGGUCAAUUUGAUGACAAUAAUGUUGCAAAGUCAAAUGUUAGCCAAGCCACAACGGAUAGUAGGCAGACAUCAGUCAAGACUACUGAUACAGAGAUCCAGCAAGUAAAAGGGAUUCUGCCUGAAGGAUUUUUUGACAAUAAGGAAGCCGAUUUGCGUGCUCGUGGCAUAAAGCUUGUUAAGCCAGAUGUCAAAGACGAGUACAAGGAAUUUGAGAAGUUGAUUCAAGAAGACUUGCAGGAGGUGGAUGACCGGUUGGAAGAAGAAGAGAUUGAUGCGGCCGAAAUGAUAGAAGAGGAGGAAGUUGUAGAGCAAAAGAUGCUUAGCGAGAAAGUGGAAAUGUUGAAGAAGAGGAGAUUGGAGCUAAAAGCUGCUAAUGCUGCAAAGCGUAGUAAAUCAUCUGAGAUUGUAGCCAAGGAGUCUAGACAAGAAGAGUCAUCCAGUGAUGAUGAAAGUGAAGAGAAUUUUGCCGUGGACUGGAGAGCACAACACUUGUGACCGUAAAUACUUUGCUAGUUUUUUACUUCUAUUUCUUUAAUUCCAUGAGUGGAAUAUAAUAUCUACACAAAUAUAUAAGAUGUUGUAUGUACAAUUUUAUUCUUCAUCCUCUUGUCUGUGUUUAUCCUUAUUUCUUUUCUCUUUAUCCGAAUUUGCUUAGAGCUUUGGACA